AUGACGUCACACACCAUGUGGACUGUAACCGCCAUCUUGCUAGGUGGUACAGAGGCGUGUUGAGGGUCGGUAAGAAGAAAAUGAACUAAGAAGUCUCCUGUCAUUAUUGAGAAGACUUUUCAUCAGCGUAAACAAUGCCUACAUAUUUUCAGCGACCAGAAAAUGCUCUUAAAAGAGCGAAUGAAUUUAUUGAUGUUGGUAAAAAGCAACGGGCUCUUGAUGCUCUCUAUGAUGUUAUCAAGAGUAAGAAGCAUCGAACAUGGCAGAAAAUCCAUGAGCCUAUCAUGGAGAAAUAUCUAGUUCUUUGUGUAGAACUAAAGAAAAGCCAUGUCGCUAAAGAAGGACUGUACCAGUACAAGCUUAUAUGUCAGCAGGUCAAUAUUAAGUCACUUGAGGAUGUGGUGCGAAAGUACCUGGCCCUAGCCGAGGACAAGACUGAAGAAGCCAGGGCACAGUCACAUCAGGCUGUUGUUGAUAUUGAUGAUCUGGAUGUCAUACAAACCCCAGAGAGUCUGUUACUGAGUGCUGUGAGUGGAGAAGACUCCCAAGAUCGUUCUGAUAGGGCUAUUCUGACCCCUUGGGUAAAGUUUCUGUGGGAGUCCUACCGUCAAUGUCUGGAUUUACUUAGAAAUAAUUCCAGGGUAGAAAAGUUGUACCAGGACAUUGCACAGCAAGCUUUCAAGUUUUGCCUGAAGUACCAAAGGAAGACCGAAUUUAGAAAAUUGUGUGACAACCUUCGCACUCACUUGGGUCACAUCCACAAGCACCAACACCAGCAGACUGCCAUCAACCUGAACAACCCAGAGAGCCAGGCCAUGCACCUGGAGACACGCCUAGUACAGCUGGAUAGUGCUAUCCAGAUGGAACUCUGGCAGGAAGCCUUCAAAGCUGUGGAGGACAUUCAUGGUUUGAUCAGUUUGUCCAAGAAGCCACCCAAGCCAUCUCUUAUGGCCAAUUACUACCAGAAGUUGGGUUUAGUAUUCUGGAAGGCUGGCAAUCGUCUCUUCCAUGCCUGUGCUCUACAUCGACUGUUCCAUCUAUCCAGGGAACAAAGGAAGAACUUGUCCCCUGAGGAGCAGCAGAAAAUGGCAUCUCGUGUGCUUUGUGCCACACUAGCUGUGCCAAUUCUUCCCUCACGCAACCCAAUUGAUCAGCUGCUGGAAGUAGACUCCACUACACUGGAGAAGCAAAGACGUCUGGCAACACUGCUUGGUCUGCAGACACCACCUAACAGAACAGCUCUAAUUAAAGAUUUGGUGAAGUACAGCAUGCUCCAACACGUGCACCCUGAGGUUCAGAAUCUGUAUCGUUGGCUAGAGGUUGACUUUCAUCCCUUGAAGUUAUCCCAGAGAGUGGCCAGCUCUAUGGAGUACAUCGAGAACAAUGAGGACUUGUGUCAGUAUGAGUCUGCUCUGCAUGAAAUCACCAUCACAAGACUUCUGAAGCAGAUUUCACAAGUGUACCAAACUAUUGAGUUUGCCCGCCUGGCUAAACUGGCUCCUUUUGCUAACAAGUUUCAGCUAGAGCGUGUCAUUGUGGACUCUGCUAGAAGACUAGAGUUGCAGAUACGGAUUGACCAUCGCACCAAGUCUUUAAGCUUUGGAAUGGACUUGGGAGUGGCACAGAAAGAAGAUGUGCCGGAGGGUCCAUAUCUGCAGAGCAUGCCCAGUGAGCAGAUUCGCAACCAGAUGACCAACAUGGCUCAGGCCUUGCAUAAGGCUGUCAACAUGAUCAAGCCAGAAGGCAAAAAGAAGAAGGAAGAAGAAAUCAAGGAGCAUAUAGUGACAGCCUAUCGCCAGACAUCAGCCCGUGAGCAUCAGCGUAUCUUGUCUCGAAGACAGAUCAUUGAGGACAGGAAAGAACUGCUGGAGAGUCUCAGUGUCCAGAGGGAAAGGGAAGAGUUGCAAAAGGAAGAAGAGAUCCGCAGUAAGGCCCAUGCUGCUGAGAUGGCACGACUGGAGAGAGAGGCAGAGGAGCGUGAACGCCAGCGCCGCGUGGAAGAGCAAAAAGAGAUACAGAAGAAGCAUGCUAAGGAGAGGCUGAAACAACUGAAAGAGACUGAAUUGGGAGCAAAGGCUUUCAAAGAUCUGCAUGAAGAGGAUAUUGUUGAGCUGGAUGCAGAUGAGAUCCUGGCCAGACAGGUGGAGCAGUUGGAGAAGGAGAAGAAGGAACUGCAAGAAAGGCUAAAUGCUCAGUCUAAGAAGGUUGAUCAUCUUGCUAGAGCCAAAUGUCUGGAAGAGAUUCCACUAUUGAAGCAGCAAUAUGAAGAGGAGAAAGUUAAGCUCAGAGAGUUUUGGGAGCAGGAGGAACAAGAAAGAAUUGAAAAGAUCAUGGCUGAACGUGAAAUGGCUCUGGAGCACAGUGAUCGUCUGAAGAGAAUGAUGGAAGACAAGGAUGCUUUCCUGAAGAAAAUUGCCCAGGCUAGAAUGUCUGUCUACAAGGAAAAACUUGCUGAGUUUAAUAAGAAAUUGGCAGAAGAGCGCAAGAAACGCCUGCAGAAGAGAAAGGAAAUGCGCAUCAAGGAACGUCGCCAGAAACGUCAAGAAGAAAAAGAAGAGGCUGAGCAAAGAGCUAGAGAAGAGGCAAUGAAGAGAGAGCGAGAAGAAAAGGAGAGAAUUGAAAGGGAGCAGAGAGAGGAGGAGGAGAGGCAGUAUGAGGAGAAGAUGAGAAAGCUGGAAGAGAUAGCAGAAAAGCAAAGGCAGAAGGAAAGAGAGAUAGAGGAAAGAGAAGCUAAGAGGAGAGAAGAAAUAAGGGGGCAAGAUGAUCGUGGAGGUGACCAGAGAGAGGAACGUGGAGGUGCAUGGAGAGCACCUGUCAGAGGAGGUGGCUGGAGAGAGAGAGAAAAAGAAAGAGAAUUGAGCUGGAAAAAAAGGGAUGAUGGUGAUGGUGGGCGUGAACAUGACUGGCGUAGAGGUGAAGGUCCUAGGAUUGAGCGCGAUUUCAGGAGAGAUGAGCCAAGGGAUUUGCGCAAAGAUGAACGUGGACCUGAUAGAGAUUUCCGACGUGAUGACAGAGGCCCUCCAGAUAGAGAUAUGCGCAGAGACGACCGAGGCCCUGACAGAGAUUUCUGCAGAGAUGCUUCACCAAGGGGUGGUUUUGGCCGUGGUGGAGAUGAUGGAAGACCACCAGCACGAGAUGACAGAGAUUGGGGUCGCCGUGGUGAUGACAGAGAUUGGGGAAGAAGAGAGCCUCCUCGUGAUGAUUGGAGGAGAGGCCCACCUGCCAGAGAUGAGAGAGACAGCAGGAUGCCUUAUAGAGAUAUCAGGGAAGAACAUCGAGACAGCAGAAUGCCUGCUAGAGACAUCAGAGAGGAGAGAGAUGGGAGAAUGCCAGCCAGAGACAUAAGAGAAGACCGUGACAGCAGAAUGCCAGCUAGAGAUAUCAGAGAGGAUAGAGAUUUUGGCAGGCGUGAUGGCCCACCAAGAGAUGACUGGCGCAGAGGUCCACCAAGAGAUGAUCGCGAUGGUGGAGGAUGGCGUCGUGGCGGAGAUGAAAGAGGACCACCAUCCAGAGAUGACUGGGGUGGCCGUGGAGGAGGCAGAGAUAUGAGAGGUGCUGGCAGAAAUGAAGAGAGGGAAUGGAGAAGAGGUGAUACAAAAGAUGCCCCAAGCAGGGAUAAGAGAGGGGAUGGCGAUGAAUGGACGACAGUCAAGUACUGAGCUGCCAAAUUUCGAGAAUCAUUUCAUCUUGGAAUAAUCAUAAGUUUAAAAAACUUAAAUGUAACUUAGUUAUAUUAGGAGGGGGAAAAGAAAGAAACAACUGAAGAAUAAUGCUUAGCAGAAAUUGCCAAACAAUUUGGAUUUUAAGAAUUAGAAAAAUAUUAACAUUAUAGACUUACAGUGCAUGUUAAAUAUUCUAACAAUUUACAGCCUUGCCAACUUUGUUAAAGGAAUUGAUUUGAAAAUUGCUUGUAAAGAUAUCAUGAAGUUCUUUGGACAUAUACCAACCUGCCAUUUUUUGCCAAUAUGCUGAAACUGUUUGGAUCACGUACAUUUAAAGAAUUUUAAUGGAGCAGAAAUUAUCAGGGUGAAACAGACUUGUGAAAAGUGUCAAAAUUGCCCCAGUUAAAUGUCUUUGAUAUAACCUAUUUCAAAUUGACAGAUAAAGGCACAUUGGAUCUUCAAAUUUAAAGAUGGUGUGAUUAAAGGUUUUUCUUUACAAAAAAAGUUAAAACUCAUUAUUGGCAUGAACAGACGAGAAUUGUGAAUUGUACCUUGAUCUGAAAGUAAACUUUGUCUUUGGUGUAAUCUUCGUUUCAAAUCGACAAAUAAAGGCAAAAUGGAUCUUCAAAUUUAAA
This is a messenger RNA of Lingula anatina, 4297 nucleotides long. Its product is annotated as eukaryotic translation initiation factor 3 subunit A. Gene Ontology annotation, molecular function: mRNA binding; translation initiation factor activity. Lineage: Eukaryota; Metazoa; Brachiopoda; Lingulata; Lingulida; Lingulidae. The record is from RefSeq and is a predicted model, not a curated record. Gene Ontology annotation, cellular component: eukaryotic translation initiation factor 3 complex, eIF3e; eukaryotic translation initiation factor 3 complex, eIF3m; multi-eIF complex. Gene Ontology annotation, biological process: translation reinitiation; formation of cytoplasmic translation initiation complex.